Molecule: messenger RNA, 360 nt
Organism: Prunus armeniaca (apricot)
Lineage: Eukaryota; Viridiplantae; Streptophyta; Magnoliopsida; Rosales; Rosaceae
Source: the annotation of a GenBank genome assembly
AUGACAAUACUUACUGCGAGGAGACGAAGCCCUUGGUGCCGUUCGCUUGCUACUGCCGGGGGCUACGGCUGCUGCAAUGGUAAAGGCUCUGGCGAGGCAACUUUUCUUGCGCUAGGAGGACCACUUGCUGCUACCUUGGGGAUGAACUUUUUCGGCCCUUUUACAGCUUGCCUUUUCUCGACGCUGCAGCUUUCCUCUCGCUUCCGUUUCCCAUAUACAGCAUUUUCCCGGUGCUGUGAGAACCCGAUUUCUCCAAUUUCCGCUUUAGCUUCGAAAGUCACCAACAAUCUCUCCGCUUUUGGAAGUAAAAGGCAGAUUUCGCUUCUCGCUCAGGGAAAUGGCUUUCUCUUCCGACACUAA